Botrytis porri is the source of this 1074-nucleotide messenger RNA. RefSeq lists its product as uncharacterized. Gene Ontology annotation, molecular function: protein binding. The record is from RefSeq and is a predicted model, not a curated record. The transcript is spliced from 3 exons. Lineage: Eukaryota; Fungi; Ascomycota; Leotiomycetes; Helotiales; Sclerotiniaceae. The coding region runs from base 1 to 1074 and encodes 357 amino acids.
AUGAAUGUCACCGCCUCUCACACACUCCCACUGGCAGAGGCCCGCCAUUUUGACGAAUGGUUCAGAAUAGCUAUGACGUGGAAGAUUGGAAAGAGUUACAGAUGUGUGUCCCCAGUAAAAGAGAAAAGCUUUGAUGGGAGCAAGGGAGAACCAGUGGGACUCUUAACACCGCCAGCUUCUCCCUUCAAGCCAAAAUCCCCGUCUUCCUUGGACUCUCCAGUGUCGACCCGAAAAAGCUCGAUCACAUCUUCCCUGGUCUCUCCUAUCUCUGAAUCAUCGUUACUGGCCCCAUUGUGCCUCACGCCACCAAUGGUAGUUACACUGCCCGAUUCCAAAUCAGCAGUUCAACCAAAGUCUACCUCAUCACAGGCAGUUGAUCUCCCUGGUUGUUCCAAAUCAUCACCACCUAUACUUCUCCCUCCUUCUCCUCCUCCAGAAAAAGCGCCAUUAUUCGAGAACGAGUUCUACGAAGUCAAAACUUCCCCAAAGGGCGGUCUAGGUUGUUUUUCCAAAGUGGAUAUUGAAUCCGGAACUAUGAUUCAUUCCGAGGAACCUUUGUUCUUAUCUUCAAUGGUGCAAAUAUACUAUAACUUUGAACAACUGACAGCGGAAAAACAAGCUGCCUAUCUAAAAUUGCAUUAUUGGCAGGGUCUUGCUGCUCAUAAGAUUCUUGCGAUUUUCCAGACUAAUCGUUUUCAUGUACCCGGUGGCAAAUCAGGGAUUUUUCUAAAUUCUUCUCGUUUUAAUCACGCCUGUCCUGGUUUCUGCAAUUGCACUUAUGGAUUUCGUAAAGAUAUCAACAAGAUGGUAUUCACAACCCUCAGUGAUAUAGCCAAAGGUCAAGAAAUCACAAUUUCUUAUGCGAAUGUACCCACUCAUUUGUAUCAAAACUACGGAUUCUUUUGUGAUUGUCCGGGAUGUCCUCCAGGGAGUUUUGCAUCUAAAAAAUUGGAAUAUGAGAAUGAUCUGAAAAGACAGGCAGAGAAGCCAAUUGACGAUGCGGACUAUUUGGAGCCGUAUCCGUAUCCAGGGAAUGAGGUUGAGGCGUGGGAGAAUGACAUGUUUGGGUGGUAA